Molecule: messenger RNA, 1313 nt
Organism: Maniola jurtina (meadow brown)
Lineage: Eukaryota; Metazoa; Arthropoda; Insecta; Lepidoptera; Nymphalidae
Exons: 4
Coding region: 176-1000 (274 amino acids)
Source: RefSeq, a predicted model, not a curated record
UUGACAUUUUAAUUUAACCUCAAUCAAAAUCCGAAAGAAUUGGUCGCCAUUACAGAUCAUCAUUAUAACAAUUUCGUAGUCUUAAAAGAAAUUGCUUGUGUCAAAUAAAGGCGCGUGAUUUGUUUGUUUUCAAUUUGAAAAAUUAAAUAGUAACAAGUGUUUUGGUGUAAUUACGAUGGCACCUCCAAAAAAGAUAGUCAGACGACAGCAGGAGGUAAUGAUAGAUUUCUUGGAGCAAAAUAUAGAUAUGGCCAAAGGCACUCCAGUGAGCUCUCCUAUAGCAACUGCGGCCAUGAAAGAGAAGUGGAUUAAACUCACAAGAAAGCUUAAUUCUGUUGAAGGAGGCGAUAAGAAGCCGGUCCAGGGUUGGAAAAGGUACUGGUUCACAUGGCGACACAGAUGCAGUAAGAAAGCUGAAAAUGUACACAAAAUUAAAACGGAAACUCCGAAAGAUCUGCACAGGUUUCUACCCCUCGACGAAAUUGAAGUGCGAGUGUUACAGUUGAAUCAGACGCGGAAAGUGAGACCCAUGCCAGUCGUCGAAUUUGUCAAACAACGAGAUUCAGAUUCAGACCAAGAGCAUGACCAGGAUCAGGAACAAACGCAACAGGUGUCAUGUGUUCAACAGCGCACUUUCCCUAUACAAGUUCAAUUAAAGGAAAUGAAUGAGAUAAAAAACAAAAGACUAACGACAGAUUAUAACUCCGGAUCAAAUUCUAACAGACCAACUUCACCACCGCCACCACAAUGGGCCUUAGAUUUAGAAGACCGCAGGAUAGGAGCUGAAGAACGUAUGGCUGAUGCUUUAGAAGUUAUCGCGAACACAAUGAGGAUGCAGGAAGAGAGGCGUAACAUGCUCGACGAACGAAUAGCCGACGCUUUGACGUCCAUUGCGGGCACCCUACAGGAAAUUAGCAGCAGUUCACAACACAAGAAUUCAAUGAACCAUUCUUCACAACCAGUGGAAGAUAAUGAAAUGAAAAAUGUAUUAUUUCUAUAAUUAAUUAGUAACUCAUAUAUGCACAGACUGACACAACUAUUGAUCGAUUGAAUAGUAAUAAUUGAACGUGCAUUGUCAGAUCUUCGAAUUUGAUGCGAAAUAUACAGAAGAGAAGAAUUAUAGAGAAGACACGCUAUUAAAAAAGGGUUUAUGAAUGAAAUAAGAAAACCUAAAGAAACAUGUUAGAUGAUUGAAAAAGGACUUGCCUGAAGAGAUCCAAUGGUUAAAAUGCAAGAUUUUUUAUCAUGGUAAAUGUAUGGUCCUGAUGAAAGAAAUGACUAUAGAAGACUUGGCGAACUGAAACUAACCAAGC